Molecule: messenger RNA, 921 nt
Organism: Drosophila ananassae
Lineage: Eukaryota; Metazoa; Arthropoda; Insecta; Diptera; Drosophilidae
Product: protein takeout
Exons: 3
Coding region: 76-837 (253 amino acids)
Source: RefSeq, a predicted model, not a curated record
UUGUUUAGCGGAUCGAGCAGUUGGCUCGGAAUAUGCCAGUGCAUCGGACUGUCGGAAAUCUUGUGUUUCUAGAAAAUGCAUAUUUUGGACUACUUUUUGAUUGGCCUUCAACUUUAUGUGGGAAUUCUGGGACAAACUUUUCCUUCCAAUAUAAAGAAAUGUCAUUAUGGUGAUGGCAAGUGCCUGAUGGAAUCCGCCAAUGCCUUAUUGAGGAAUUAUCCUAAAGGCAUUCCUGAGUUGAAUCUAAAGCCUUUUGAUGUGUUGCCCGUCAAGGAUUGGUUGCUGGUAAAUGAUUCGCAGGUGGGUGGUGCCUGGUACAGCUUCGAGCUGCUCAACCAAAUCAACCUCGGCUUCGAGAACACCACAAUCACCCAGAUCAGGGGCUUCGAUCGAGAUCCCACCUCCACCAAAAUUGAAAUCCAUGGCAAGAUACCCCGAUUGAUAUACAAGGGAGAUUACAAGGCAAAGGGCAGGAUGCUUUGGUUUGUUGAGAUAAAUUCAACAGGCACGUCCAGCUCAGAUUUCCUCAACUUUAGGUUCGAUUUGACACUGAAAGUCCGGACGGAAUACAGAAACAAUAAACGGUAUAUAAGGAUAUACGAACUGGUCCCAAAUAUCCGGCUGGAUCGCUGGAUAAUAUGGUUGGAUGACUUCUUUCCGGAUAAUUUCGAUUUGACUAUUGCGAUCAAUAACCUAUUCAAUCACAAUUGGGUAGAGUUCUGGAACGAGCUGGAGCCGGGAAUUCUUCGACUGUUUGAAACUGUUUUCCGGAGCAUGAUUGAUGAUUUAUUCCACAAUGUGCCCUAUGAUGACCUGUUUCUGUCCGAUGAGGAUUGAUCAAAACUUUAGUGUAGAUAAGUUUUUUAAAAGACUUUUAAAAUAAUAUAAAUACAGUAAUAUAUAGAGAUAUGUCGAAGAUAA